This is a messenger RNA of Paraphaeosphaeria sporulosa, 1541 nucleotides long. RefSeq names its product DUF829-domain-containing protein. Bases 303 to 1136 code for a protein of 277 amino acids. The record is from RefSeq and is a predicted model, not a curated record. The transcript has a single exon. NCBI's taxonomy places the organism in Eukaryota, Fungi, Ascomycota, Dothideomycetes, Pleosporales, Didymosphaeriaceae.
AGGCAAGCUGAUAAGAACACAACGAAUAUGAUUGCUUAGCGAGGCCUAGCAAUGACCAUGGCGACAGUGGUGGAGUUUCGGCCUCAACUCCUACGUCCCAAACAUAACGAAGGAUGGAAUACCAUACCCAAUCAGUGAUGUACCUCGGUUGUUGGGUGCCAAGCGACUUGCUGAUGGAUCGUUUGGCUGUCACCUCCAUGAUUGCGAUGCCAGUCAAGAGGUCCAGGGCGCUUUGUCGUGUCGACCCAGAACAGAAGACCAGUUGAAGCACCCGUGAACUGUGUCAACCACCAGUGACGAGGAUGUCGAACCCGACCGAGGCGGUGAAGCCGCUAUCGGAAUUCCAUGCCAUCGGCGAACAUGUCUACCUGGUAACACCCAAAGCGUACACAUCAAAAGAGCCUCUGAUACUUUUCUUCUCCUGGAUGGGCGCAGCCCCAAAACAUAUCGCCAAAUACACUGUCGCGUAUCGCAAGUUGUUCCCCACUGCACGAUUAGUCCUGGUGCGCAACGAGCUCGCAGAUUUCUUUCGAAACGAAGCGACCUACUCCAGGCUCUUGACCCCGGCAAUCGAUGUUGUCAAGCAGCACGUUGAUGCAGGCGGCCAACUUCUCGUGCACAGCUUCUCCAAUGGCGGCGGAAACCAGUUGGUCGAGUUCGCCAAAGCUUGGACAAAGCGUGAGGGCUCACCUCUGCCUAUGCGCGCACAAAUGAUUGACUCAGCGCCCGGAAAUGGGGAUUGGCGUAGGAGUCACAAGGCUAUGUCGACUUCGCUGCCGCGCUUCUGGCUGUGGAGGCUGCUUGGGUCUGCAACGAUCCAUCUUUUCCUGGCCAUGCUGUUUGUGAUCGCCAAGUUGGGCAGGAGAGAGCCUAUCAUGAACAUCAUGCGCCGGCAGCUGAAUGACCCUGCUCUCUUCAACAGGCAGGCCCCAAGGGUGUACUUGUAUAGUAAGGCCGACGAGAUGGUGGGGCACGACGAGGUGGAGGAACAUGCAGACCAGGCCGAAGCACAAGGCUGGAAGGUGACCAGGAUCCGCUUUGAGAAGAGCCCGCACGCCGGGCAUAUCCGAGAGAAUGAGGGGCGGUACUGGGGCGCUGUGCAGAGAGCGUGGGAGCAGGGCGCACGGGUGGAGUAGCUCAUGCGGACAGUCGCGAGGCAACCAGUGUCAUGUAGAUGCUCCAGAGCAGGCCGAAGAAGCUGAGAAAGACGAUCCGGCGCUCAACGGGCACGUAGGCGAAGCUAAACAUGUUUGCAAGCGGCCAGAUCUUGUACGAGUUCCAUAUAAUGGACAGCUCUUCCUCGCGGAUAUCGUUGGCAAUCUGCGCUGCUGUCUUGCCCUGCAUGAGCCCAAGCAGCACCAGAAACAUGGUCGUGUUGAGCAACGCGCCGCCAGUCAUAGAAUCGGCGAUGGUUUUCUUGACGACGUUGGCCCAGCUGCGCACGUAGACCUCCUCGUCUAUUGCCCGCUUGUUCUCAUCGUCGUCCCUGUUGAAGGCGCCCUUCUCCGCAUCGUCGCUCGUCGGAGCACGCGAUCGCUUCA